This is a messenger RNA of Letharia columbiana, 804 nucleotides long. RefSeq lists its product as uncharacterized. NCBI's taxonomy places the organism in Eukaryota, Fungi, Ascomycota, Lecanoromycetes, Lecanorales, Parmeliaceae. The record is from RefSeq and is a predicted model, not a curated record. The coding region runs from base 1 to 804 and encodes 267 amino acids. The transcript is spliced from 4 exons.
AUGAACUCUCGAUUCGUGGUCAUGGUAGAGCUACCGGAGAUGUCGUGCUCUCCCCAGACACUGGAGCACAUAGUCGGCCAAGUGAGGAAAUUCUUCGACAGAUUAUCAAGUGAGCUUAGGGCAUCUACAGGUCAACAUCUCAGAGCCACGAUCGGUCCAUGGAAAGCUCAGCAUGCCCAGUGGGCAGGAGAGUGUCCAGUCAAGGUGCCUCAGAACUCGCAAAAUGAUGCUUCUAUACCAAUAACAUUGUUCUUGAAAGACUCUGCUAGACAUGAUUUCUUAGGGACCCGCCCGGCACAAGUUGGUGGAGUACAGGCGCAGGUCCAGCUACAAGGACUCGAUGGGCGAGUUUCUGCAGGAGAGGGUCGUGGCCUUGAACAGCGCUUGGCCCAAGGCGUGGAACUUGAAGAUCUCAACACACUCUUUCCUGGCCAUGACUUCGGGACACCUUUCGAUGCCUCGUCCUCACCAAUUACGGGUCAGUCUCACCUCUAUCAGAAAUUUGCGGACGGAUUCGAUAUCAAUGGCCAACCACUACCGCCAAAGCAUCAACUGUUGUCGUCAAAUGUCACGAACCCCCCAAGCACCCGAGAGAAUGAUAUCGACCCUCAAAAUGGUGACGAAAUUCUCAUCUGUCAAGCCGCCAAUAACCUUGCCGCAAGACCAAUCUCCGAAUAUGCGGCCUUCCAAGGAACUUCAUACUCUACACUGCGAUGGGAGACUCCGCGUUCCCCAGCCGACUACUUUACACCUGGACUUGGCAGGCCGAGCAAGUCACGCUCUCCAUCUCGCAAGCGAGGCUAG